This is a messenger RNA of Lingula anatina, 1676 nucleotides long. RefSeq lists its product as uncharacterized. NCBI's taxonomy places the organism in Eukaryota, Metazoa, Brachiopoda, Lingulata, Lingulida, Lingulidae. The record is from RefSeq and is a predicted model, not a curated record.
GUUUCGACUGUGGACCUAUGGUGAUUAGUAACGAGCUCCCUGUACCGAAUUAUGCUGUAUGCGCGUCUGACCCGCUAACGGAGGUGAUAUGUAGAAGAUACGUUGCCAUAAACACCGACGUAAUUCUAAGUAUAAAAUACCGUUUACUUUAUGCCAUCACAUUUAUACAUCCAAACACGGAUUACUGAACGUAUCGAAGGCAAAAGAAGGAAAUUUCAUGGACGCAGAGGUUGGUCAGCUUCUGUAUAGAAAAAAUGCAGGAUUAGAAAUCAGGUCGAAACCUUGUCGUUAAGGGAAGUAAUUCUCUUCGAAGACAGUCUGGCUUAUCAUGAGACAUCCUAAAUGGUAUUUCAAGGUAAUAUUGACAACUGACUAAGUGCACGGGAAAUAAUAUGGCGUCUGGCGGUUUUCUGAAGCAAAUACUGGAUGACGACGCACUGAACAACCCUAAAACACCCCAGUUCUCAUCUUCGAAACCGGUGCCCCGAAAUGAAACGCAUUCUCCUAUUCUUAUGCCCAAAUCCCAGGAGCUUGCUCUUGCUACACCGCGGAGAGGGAGUCCCAACCAGAGUUAUUUUAAACUGAAAGAAAAAGACCCAACAAAAGACCAGAAAGUCGAAUUUAAAAACGGCCAGUUAAUAAUCUAUGCGAAAUCACCACCACCUCCUAGAGCGCCGAUCCCAGCCUUGGAUAUUGAAGUUCCCAGCGUUUUCGGUGUUCCCGCCAAUAAAAGACAUUCGAUCGCGGGGAAACCAAAACAAAAGGAGGGCUACAAACCAGGAAUGCAGACACUGAAAAUGAUUUGCUAUAACGAAAAAGAAAUGGAACAAUACGAUCAGCAAAAGACCAAGCGGACUAUGCCCGUAAUGCUGUAUAGGGAUCGCAACAGGAGGCUACUGGAAGCAGAGCAGGAGCGCUUAAAAAAGAAAUGCAUACACGACAAAAGGUUUAAACUGUUGCAACUUUCUCUAGUGUCGCUGAACCCGGACGAUGAAAAACCGUCUAAGUUUUCCAAAGUUGCUAAGAAAGUCAUGGUGUUUAAGCAUUUAUACUCGCCGUUUUGAUUUACAUCAAUAUUGCUUUUGGAACCGGGAACAUAUCCCAGAAAGGGGGAUGUCACUAGUCUUUCCUAUUUAUAAGUUGACAGCAUAUAAAGUGGUACUGUCAUUGUUUGACCGUUGGAGGUUUUCGGGGCAUGGGAUGCCCUUGGACCUAUACGGAGCCUUGGCGUGUAGGCAGAAUCAUUUGGAGCCAAUAUUCCCAAAUUGAAACUCUGUACUAUGUGAACACGACGAGUCUUUUGAAACGUACAUACUUUGACACCAUAUUAUAUAUAGAUAGAUAUCGUUUCAUACAAACACGACAGCGUAACCCUCGCAGUUAAGGAACAGGAAGAGUGUCCCAAAAGGGAAGUAACUUGUAGCACUAUUUUCCACCUGUACGUUACUUUAUCGUGAUACGGAACAUAAAUCGUUCCUCAUUUCUACAAGUAUAACAAAGAUACUAAGAACAAUAUUUACUUGACGUUUCACCAUGGAUAACAUUACUUUAAGGAGUGUUUAGGUUAAUUUUUGAUAGGGAGACACGUAUGAAUUUAAUUUGCACUAUCAACAGUUAAGUGUCAUUUUAUAAUUUUUAAUUGCAAAAAAGUAAUAAAAAAUGCGCUAUUGUUUUCA